Colletotrichum spaethianum is the source of this 1335-nucleotide messenger RNA. RefSeq names its product peroxisomal (S)-2-hydroxy-acid oxidase GLO4. Gene Ontology annotation, molecular function: heme binding; oxidoreductase activity. The transcript is spliced from 3 exons. The record is from RefSeq and is a predicted model, not a curated record. The coding region runs from base 1 to 1335 and encodes 444 amino acids. Lineage: Eukaryota; Fungi; Ascomycota; Sordariomycetes; Glomerellales; Glomerellaceae.
AUGCCCCCAACACUCAGCCCCGCCGAGGUAUCAAAGCACAACCGCCUCAACGACCUCUGGCUCGUCAUCGACGGCAACGUCUACGACUUCUCCGAGUUCAUUCGCGAGCACCCCGGCGGCAUCGCCGUGAUCCUGCAGUGCGCCGGCAAGGACGCCACCGACGUCUACUCCGAGGUCCACGGCCCCAACCUCGCCUGGGCCUUCGUUUCCUCCGCCGCGACGGACCUGCACACCAAGACCCGCAACGCCUCCGCCUACUCCCUCAUCGGCCUCCGCCCGCGCGUUCUCGUCGACGUCGCCUCCGUCUCCACGUCCACCACGAUGCUCGGCAACCCCAUGCGCUCCCCAAUCUUCUGCCCCCCGACCGCCAUGGCCCGCCUCGUCCACCCGGACGGCGAGAAGGAGCUCAGCCGCGCCUGCAAGUCUGCAGGGAUCCCCCAGUGCGUGUCCGUGUCCGCGUCCUUCCCCCUGGACGAGAUCCUCGCCGCGCAGGCCGCGCACUCCCCUGCCGCGCCCUACGACGUGCCCGUCUUCUUCCAGCUGUACGUCGACAAGAACCGCGCCAACUCGGAGCGCCUCCUCCGCUCCGCCCAGGCCCAGGGCGUCAAGGCCCUCUUCCUCACCAUUGACGCCCCGAUCCCGGGGAAGCGUGAGGCCGACGAGCGCGUGCGUUCCGACGAAUCCCUCGGCUCGCCGAUCUCGGGCGCCCGCGCCGUGAACGACGCCAAAGGCGGCGCCCUGGGCCGCAUCAUGGGUAGCUACAUCGACGCCUCAGUGGACUGGUCCGACAUCGCCUGGCUCCGGCGCACGGUGCCUGGGCUGCCCAUCGUCCUCAAGGGCGUGCAGACGUGGAUGGACGCCGAGCGCGCCGUCGAGGCGGGCGUGGAGGCCAUUGUGCUCUCGAACCACGGCGGGCGCAGCCUCGACACGUCGCCGGCGACCGUCAUGGUCCUGUUGGAGCUGCAGAAGAACUGCCGGCACGUGUUUGACAGGGUCGAGGUCUACGUCGACGGGGGCAUCUCGCGUGGGACCGACAUCUUCAAGGCGCUGUGCCUGGGUGCCAAGGCGGUCGGCGUGGGCAGGGGGUUGUUGUACGGGCUCAACUACGGCGCCGAAGGCGUGGAGCGCUAUAUCGAGAGACUGUCGGAACGAGAUGAGCUGACCUGUGCAGUCCUGCGAGACGAGCUGGAAACGACGAUGAAGAUGUGCGGCGUCACAAGUCUCAACCAGGUCCACCCGGGCUUUCUCAACACGCUGGCAGUGGACCAUCUGGUCCCAGGACGACAGGAUAACCCAAACACGCCCUGGCGCCGUGACAGACACAGCCGGCUGUGA